AUGAGCGAUUUCAACAGUUUCGGCGGCUCCGAGGAGGAGUACGCGUCGGUUCGCAAAUACCAAGCGGAAACGGAGGCCAAUCCCGACAACUUCGAGAGCUGGGAGAACCUGAUCAAAGCAUGCGAAGCUCUCGACGGUGGUCUCAACAGGAACUCGAGCCCUCAGGCGCUCUCCACCGUCCGCGACGCCUACGACCGACUCCUGCUCAAGUUCCCGCUCUUUUUUGGGUACUGGAAGAAAUAUGCCGAUCUCGAAUUCAAUAUCGCGGGCCCAGAGUCGGCUGAAAUGGUUUAUGAGCGAGGAUGCGCCAGCAUAACCAAUUCGGUCGACCUCUGGACUGACUACUGCUCCUUCAAGAUGGAGACGACGCAUGACCCCACGCUGGUCAGAGAGCUCUUCGAACGCGGAGCCACCUUUGUUGGGCUGGAUUUCCUUGCUCACCCCUUUUGGGAUAAGUACAUCGAGUACGAAGAGCGACAGGAGGCCCAGGACCGCAUCUUUGCCAUCCAUGCGCGCAUCAUCCGCAUCCCCCUGCACCAGUAUGCUCGUUACUAUGAAAGGUUCCGAAACCUGUCCCACACCCAGCCCCUGGCAGAGCUUGUGCCGGAAGAUACCCUCGCCAAGUUCCAGGCCGAGGUUGCGGCGGAGGCGGCAGCCUACGGCGGCGGUCCGCGACCCGAGCUGGAGAUUGAACGGGAUGUCCGGGCCAAGAUUGACGCCAUGUACUACGAAGUGUUCACCCAGACCCAAGCUGAGGUGGCGAAGCGCUGGACGUACGAAGCCGAGAACAAGCGACCGUACUUCCACGUGACGGAGCUUGAGGCCAGCCAGCUCGCCAACUGGCGAAAGUAUCUGGAUUUUGAAGAGGCUGAGGGUGACUUUAGCCGAAUCGUGUCUCUGUACGAGCGGUGCCUUGUUACCUGCGCCUUCUAUGACGAGUUCUGGUUCCGGUAUGCCCGAUGGAUGGCAGAGCAACCUGGAAAGGAGGAGGAAGUCCGCAACAUUUACAUCCGGGCCUCCACGCUUUAUGUCCCCAUCAGCCGCCCGGGCAUUCGCAUGCAGUGGGCCUACUUCGAGGAGAGCUGCGGGCGCGUCGAUGUGGCUCUGGAUAUCCACGCUGCAAUCCUUACCAAGCUUCCCGACUGCGUGGAGGUCAUUGUCUCUUGGGCCAACCUGCAGCGCCGCCAGAACGGCGUCGAGGCUGCCAUCCAGGUUCUCAAGGAUCAUAUCGAAGCGCCCACCGUCGAUCUGUUCACAAAGGCCGCGCUUGUGGCCGAGUGGGCCAUGCUGCUAUGGAAGGGCAAGAACUCUACCGAGGAAGCUCGCGCAGUCUUCCUUAAGAAUGUCCAAUGGUAUGCUGACAGCAGGAUAUUCUGGGACAAGUGGUUCCAGUUUGAACUGGAGCAAGACGGCAAGGACAAGGAAGGGGAGCCAAGCCAGGCCGAGCUCGUCAAGAACGUCUUUGAGGAGUUCCGUAGCCGAAGCCGGCUGCCCGCCCCUGUCAAGCGGGAGCUGGCUCAACUGUACAUGAACUUCCUCGUCCAGCGCGGCGGCAAGGACGCCAUGAAGGAGUUCCUGACCGUGGACAGACAGAUGUUUGGGCCCGUGUCCGUUACGGCCGCGUCUAAGAGUGGAAGCGGCGCGAAGGAGAACGGAGCGUCCCCCGUUGGCGAGCUCGAUGAGGCCAGCAAGCGCAAAGCCCAAACCAGAUACCUGAAUUUCUACGAGGCUCACCAGGAGCCCGCUGCGGACGCUCAAGGCGCAGCCGACUUCAACUAG
Trichoderma citrinoviride is the source of this 1779-nucleotide messenger RNA. RefSeq lists its product as hypothetical. Lineage: Eukaryota; Fungi; Ascomycota; Sordariomycetes; Hypocreales; Hypocreaceae. Gene Ontology annotation, cellular component: commitment complex; U2-type prespliceosome; U1 snRNP. The record is from RefSeq and is a predicted model, not a curated record. Gene Ontology annotation, biological process: RNA processing; mRNA 5'-splice site recognition. The transcript has 5 exons. Gene Ontology annotation, molecular function: protein binding. Bases 1 to 1779 code for a protein of 592 amino acids.